This is a messenger RNA of Blumeria graminis f. sp. triticale, 855 nucleotides long. The record is from the annotation of a GenBank genome assembly. Lineage: Eukaryota; Fungi; Ascomycota; Leotiomycetes; Helotiales; Erysiphaceae.
AUGUCCAAGUUAAUGCGACGGCCAAAUUCCAGUCAUGUUCGUAAUGUGAUCUCUCUGUCAGCUCGACACGAAUUUUCAAGGCUAUCAGCGUCACGGAGACACACACCUCAUGAGCCAACGCGUCUCCGCGGCGCGCAGCCAGCCGAGCGCAGUAUCAGAGUGCUAUCGAAGGAAGGCGGAAAACUACCGUCGGACUUUGGCCUGUUGGAGAACACAUUCAUCGCGCCCACUGGCACUAACCGACCGUCCAUCUUGAAGUCACCUCUUCUAGCCCUCCACCUUGAACGCACACGACUCCUCGCCCGUGCCCGGGACUACCUCUCGCUCCUCAUUUCUAAAUUCUCCUCGCCCAAGGAGACGAGCUUCUGGAGUCGAGCCUUUUCUAUCAACCGCUCUACCAUUGCGCCUACGGCACUAGCCCUACAUCGUCAAAUGUACCUGUCCUUUGCCGAAGGCGACUCAUCGGCCUUACAGAAGAUAUGCUUAGACGGCAUUCUGGAUAACUUUAGAGUACGAAUCGCCAGUCGACCGAGGGAAGAGAAGCUGGUCUGGGAGUUGGUGAAAUAUAACAGGUCCGCAAGGCUCAUUUCAAACAGAGCUGCGAAAACACCCAUCGAUGGGAUGUUGAUACAUCAAUCCGUCGUUAAAAUUUCCUCGACGCAAAAGUUAACGAGAUACACAAGAGCGAAGAAUGGAGAGUUACAGCAGAUACCGGGUUCGGGUAGAGAGAAAGAUGUGGUGGAAAAUCUAGUUUUACAACGAACUACGACGCAGUGGAAACCAGGAUCAUGGAUGAUUUGGGGAACUGCUAAAGAAACAACCAUAGAAGAUAUCGAGAAAUGGAACAAGGUUUGA